AAACACUGUAACCAAUUUGUCAUCACAUGUAGUGCAGUGUUUAUGUAGGCACUGGCAGUGUCAUUAAGACAAAUAUUAUGACUAAAGAAUAUGCCUGUCCAGUUUUCGAUCACAAACUGCAAAUACACCGUUUCGUGCCGCCCAUGUGUCACCUGUCGACUGACGUUCUGUCUCGUAAUGCCUCUUAAUGAUGCCGGUAUAGACACACAGAAAUCACAAUGACAUAACUGUCAUUGUGAUAAAUAUGGAGGACCACCCAAAAUGCACUGUUACAGGAUGUCAUGGUGUAGGCAUACCAGGGUAUAAUGGAAGAUGUCAAACAUGUCAUCAACAAUUGUCAGAAGUCACUGUCAAUAAAGUUUUCACAAAGCUUGAAGGUUUGAACGUGAGACCUGACCCUGUGUGCUUGACUUUGGGCUGUGGUAACCCAAGUACCAGUGUGAGUGGGCUUUGUCUUCAGUGCUACUUAAGUCAGGUUGAUAGUGAAGGGAAGGUGGCCACUUUCAAGACGUGUGUUGCAACUGGUUGCAAGGAGUCUGGUUAUAGAAAGUUGCAAGGUUUCUGCAGGAGAUGUUUUAGUGCUAGUCAGAUUAUGGAUCGGUCAGUAAUUAGGAGGUCUUCAGUUGAGAAGGGUCAACAAUUAUGUACAACACCAAACUGUGAAUUUUAUGGCCGAAAAGAACAGAAUGGACAAUGCAGCUGUUGUUUCAAGGACUUCCUGGAUAGGGAAUCAAAGAGACUUUCAGAUUGUUCUGAUACUACCAGGAAAUCAUUAACAAAGAGUCCUUUAGAUUGUUCUGAAACUACCAGGAAAUCAUUAACAAAGAGUCCUGUAGAUUGUUCUGAAACUACCAGGAAAUCAUUAACAAAGAGUCCUUUAGAUUGUUCUGAAAUUGCUGGGAAUUCAUCAGCAAUGAACCCUGGGAUUAAGGACAGCAACUGCAACAAGUGCAGACUCGCCACUGUUCCUCCAGACGUCUAUGAACCUAUCAACUCAGAUGAAUUAUUUGGCAGUGGAGCUGAUGACGGGAAACAGACAGCAUUUACAGUCAGCAAACAUGAUUGUAAGCAGCUGUGUCGUCGGAAAUGUGUAGCUGAGUGUGCUCCGUAUUGCAUGACCUGUUGGGAAGCCUUGAAGCUACAGCCAGUGGAGCAGCAAGCAAGACUGACACAGCAUCCUCAAAGUGACCUUCAACCUGCAUGUAAUCCAUCUUCCUCUAUGGCAGGGUGUGAGAAGCCUGUGUCCAACUUGACCCUCCCUCCAUUACCUGGCUCCACAGAACAAGGUGAUGGAACUAAAGCCAGUCCAAUGUCACAUGAUGAAAGUCAGCAUGGGAAGAAUCCUGAGUCACCACCUUCUGAAACAAGGUCAAGGAAAGGGUGAUCCAGCUGAUCGUAAAAGGCCAGAAAAGAAGAAAAUAGGUCUGAAGUUUGUACCCCAGGAUAUAGCUGACUUCAACAAGGUCUGCUCCUCUGGUGUCAUCAUCUGCUUGUGGAAUAAGCACAACAUUGAUAAUGGAACACAUCCUCUGUUUGAGAAGAUUGGAGAGGUUAUUGAAACCAGUCGUCUUAAGGAAUUCAGAACAUGUCUACAACAUGACCAGGUGGUUGCCACUGAUGGAGGGAAAUCAACAGCUGCCCUUUGUCGUCCACUGUAAAUACCACCCUGUGACCAGGAGACAGGUGGCCAGUGCCCUGGUCAGAUGCCUCGAGUUUGUUGAAGCGAGCAAGAAGAUAAAGACCAUAUUUCCAGUCAAGUUCUCUGAUGACCUUUGUGCCAACCUAGAUGUGGUGAUACCUGCUACCAUGUAUGCUAUAUCCAACAUCCAGAAGUCCACAAAUUACACACAGAACCUGGACAAGUUCUACUUAUAUGUUGCCAAUGAGAGCAUUGCAACACAGUGCAAACAGAAGCAUCGAGAGAUACUGGCUGACAAGGAGAGCAGACAGCGUUCUCAAAGCAGACGUCAAAAAUGUCACAAAUGCAAGACAAAUCCAGCAUCGAAAUUGAAGCCUCUGCCUCUGUCUGGUUCAUGCAAGGAUGAGUGUGCUGUGUUUUGUAUCCAGUGCUUGCAGGAGGGACGACACAAUCAGCUUGACUGCCCCAACCACGGCCCAUGCUUCUCUCCUAUAGGUCACCAGAAUACAUUUGCAUUACUUGUCGCUGGGUACGACAAAAGAGAAAAUGUGGCCAAACUGUUUGUUGCUGAUGUGCGGGACAUGGAGAAGACAUUAUUGGACGAAACUGUGAUUGGCAUCAGGAAAGAGAACAUCCAAGUCGUACAGACAGAAACUCCUGCAAAAAGGAUGACAUGA
Messenger RNA from Haliotis rubra (blacklip abalone), 2316 nucleotides. RefSeq lists its product as uncharacterized. The transcript has 10 exons. The record is from RefSeq and is a predicted model, not a curated record. The coding region runs from base 1516 to 2316 and encodes 266 amino acids. NCBI's taxonomy places the organism in Eukaryota, Metazoa, Mollusca, Gastropoda, Lepetellida, Haliotidae.